Molecule: messenger RNA, 279 nt
Organism: Echinostoma caproni
Lineage: Eukaryota; Metazoa; Platyhelminthes; Trematoda; Plagiorchiida; Echinostomatidae
Source: the annotation of a GenBank genome assembly
AUGUUUUCUGUGCCACGGUACCUUAAUAAAUGUCUACAACAACCAAAGUUUUCUGGUUUAACCAGCGAUAACUUGUUUGCUUUGCGAGCUCAGGGUCUCGCUCUGAAGUGUGUCACGGCAGGUCGAAAUCGACGUUUUUUCAAGUAUCAUGCUAUGCCCACGAAGGUUAUCCAUAUUAGUGCGCACCUAGAAGUCACUGAUGCUGCCGGACUGGAAGAGGUUGUACAAUGGAACGAUGUCACCUCUUAUCCGGCGGUUUUUGACGGGGUACAGAUUUAA